Molecule: messenger RNA, 2602 nt
Organism: Protopterus annectens (West African lungfish)
Lineage: Eukaryota; Metazoa; Chordata; Ceratodontiformes; Protopteridae
Gene: IL13RA2
Product: interleukin 13 receptor subunit alpha 2
Exons: 12
Coding region: 508-1650 (380 amino acids)
Biological process (GO): cytokine-mediated signaling pathway
Cellular component (GO): external side of plasma membrane
Molecular function (GO): cytokine receptor activity; protein binding
Source: RefSeq, a predicted model, not a curated record
GGGGCCCGAAGGAGGGGCAGAGAUUUGGGUGUGCGCGUCUGAAUGUUUAUAAGGACUCUGACUGAAAACGGAUAGGCAGCGUGUUCAUUAGGAGUUCAGCAACAACAGCUGUAAGCUUUCUUAAGUUUUUAUUGGAUGUUAUUGCAGUUGGAUACAAGGGGAGAUUAAAGGUCUUGACUGAAGAGAGAGUGAACCAGUUCAUCGACCCAGUCAGCAAAUGCAAAGAAACAAAAAUCAACACCCUUAUAAAUACUGUGAAGAUACUUUCAUAUUAGUCGUAGUUUCACUCAUUGAUGCUAUAUUUACUUUCAUGAUAAAUUGAGGAACCAGAAGGGAAGCCAGCCCAGCAAGUCACUCCAGCAAGCCAGUACCAUUGGAGGAAGCCAAACCAGCAAGCCAGCCCUCUGGGAGGAAGCAAAGCCAGCAAGAUAGUCCCCUGGGAAGUCAUCCAGGAAGCCGGUCCAGUAAAUACUGUGAUUGCAGUGGUCCACAGAGAAACCAAAAAAGAUGAGAAAAAGCCAACGAUCCGUGGAGAAUAUCUGUCAAAAUUUAUUUUUAUUUUUUUCUAUGUUAUCGCAGAACUGCUCCUCUGAGCUACUAACCUCUGUUGACCCACCCAGUAAUCUACAGAUCAUAGAUCCUGGCUAUCUGGGCUACAUGCACAUACAGUGGGAAACUCCAGUCAGUCUUAGGUCUGUCCGGCAUUGUAUAGCACGAUACAAGCUACAGUAUCAAAAUCUGGAAACAGACAGGUGGAUGACUGUAAUAACUAAGCGAUUGUCAUACAACCAGGGGUUUGACCUUAAUAAGGACGUGAAAGUGAAGGUUCAAACACUAGUCAAAGGGAACUGCACAAGUGAAUCUGAACUACAGAGUGCAUGGACUGAAGCCACGUUUUCAUCCUUGUUGAAAGGAGAUCCAGACUCAAGUAUAGAAGAUUUUACCUGUGUCUACUAUAAAUGGGAAUAUAUGGAAUGCAGAUGGCAACCAGGAAAAAGUGUCCCUCAACACAUGGACUACACACUGUUUUACUGGCACAAUGGUCUGCCGCAAACGAUGCAGUGUAAACACUACCUGCAAACAAAAGGAAUGAAUACUGGCUGCCUUUUCCAGAGCUCUGAACUAGAGGAUUACACUAGUUUUAAUAUUUGUGUCAAUGGCUCCUUGAAAGAGGACUUAAUAAUGGCAAAGUACUUCACACUUGAGACCCACAACUUAGUUAAACCAGAUCCUCCUCAAAGAUUUAAUUUGAACGUGUCUCAGGCUGAUAAAAUUGAUAUGGAUUGGGAACUUCCUCCAGGAAUGGUGCCACCUCAGUGUUUAGAAUAUGAAGUUCAAAUUACAAGGGACUAUGAUCUGUGGAAGACAAAAUUAAUACAAGAUGAAAUGUCAUUCACCUUGCAUAAGUGGAAUCCAAAACAUAGUUACUGUUUCCGUAUAAGGAGCAAAGUAAAUAUUCUUUGCGCAGAUGAUGGAUUUUGGAGUGAGUGGAGCCCUUAUCAAUGUGUGAAAGCACUUGAGAGGACAACUGAAAUUGUACUUGGCAUCGCUGCUGCACUGAUUGGCUUUGUUCUUGGAAUGAUUUCAUUUAUACUACUUAGAAACAAAAGGCUGAAGAAAAAAGGCGUAGUUGUACCAUGCUCAGUAUAAAACUCCUUGGUGACAUCCACAGAAGCACUGAAGCUUGCAUUUGGCUACCACUUCUGACAUGUUCUCACUUUGAGCAGAGCAACAAAACCAACAGUGACAGUUGUGGAGAGACCCAUAAUCAAAAACAAAGCCAUGUGUAUUGUCAAAUAAACAGAAAAGAAAAAUAUCAGAUAAGAAAAACUUUGAGAGUUAAAGCUUACUUCUUUCUAUUUGCAACCUGCCCAGGCAAGCUGUACCUUGAUUUCAAUUUAAACUGAAUCGGAUUAUCUUUAUUUGUGCUGCAUCUUGCAUUCCUCAUGUUAGAGGAUAUUGUAUGAAAGGCAAUUGUCACUUUAAACAAGAGGAGCAAAAAUACUGCUAAAUACUAGCCAGGAAUACACAAUAACUAGUCCAGAGCAUCUAGGGUCUGACUCCUGAAUUAUAUACUUGGGGUUUCACAUGACUUCUUUCAUUUUGUGUACUUUAUACUGUUCUUCCAAAUUGAACAUAGGCAUUUAAUAGAAACAGUGAAAGCUAGAUAACUGACCUAUUUGUUCUUGAUGCAUGACUGGGCUUGUCAAAUUGGAUUUUAACAUUCCUUUUGUUAUUGUGCUCAAGCAGGGAUUAUGUUUUUUGGUGGGUGGUAGUUUGGAAUGCAGGAAUGUUCUGGAUGUGUUGAUUUCUGCAGAUGGUUUCAUUUGGACAUGUCUAAGUAUCUAAGUGUAUACUGGCUAAGAAUGUUUCAUCCAAUUUAUUGUUAGCCAAUGCAUAGGGUUCAAAAACAGGACAUUAAGUAACAUUUUUCUUUGUUUUAAGAUAUUGAAUGUUCAUUUUGAAAUGUAAUAUGCACAAUACACACUUUAUUAUAAUGUGCAUAUAGUACACUUUUGAAGUUUUAACACUGCGGUGGUGGUGCUGCGAUAACGUUGUCGCCUCACAGUAAGACGUUGCCCCAUUCGAUUCUCAGUUAGAG